Messenger RNA from Symbiodinium natans, 2280 nucleotides. The record is from the annotation of a GenBank genome assembly. NCBI's taxonomy places the organism in Eukaryota, Dinophyceae, Suessiales, Symbiodiniaceae.
AUGGCGGCGGUACGCCGGCUGCUGCUGUGGUCGUGGCUAUGGCUUCGGGCCAUUGCAGAGGAGGAGGACGCUUCCUUGCUCUCCUUCAAGAGGGAGCGUGCCCAAAGCGGCAGGUUCCGGUCAGGCGCGUUGACCUACGAGUGGGUCGAGACAGGGCCAGGAUAUUGCCGAGACAUCUAUGGGGAGAAUCCGUGGCAGUAUAGCGUCUCGUGCGUCGGCAAGACUAAAUGCAAGAAUCAAUGCACUGCCCUGAACUGCGUUGGCUACGCUUGGUCAAAGACACCCGAGCUGGACUAUGAUGGCUGCCAGACGCAAAAGAAGGCAAGAUGCGUUAUGUACACGGGCCUGGGAGAGGUUUCGCUUUUCGCAUCCCCACCUACGAUCUACACCUGCUACGCCCGGAGGCCGCAAGCCACAGGUGUUCCAGCGUGUCCUGCGGGCUCUGCCUACCAUCACACCGGCUUCUGGCUCGGUGGUGAGGUCGUGUCCGAGUCCGAUAUUUCCUCUUGCCUGGCAGCCUGCUCUGGGAGUGCGACGUGCUACGCCUUUGCCUGGGUUGAAUUGAGCACGUGUGUCCUCUACACUUCGGUGGGUACAGCCAUCAGCGACCUCAGUUCUGUCGCAUGCAUCAAGCCCGUCCAGGGCGACCAGCCAUGUUUCGACAACUUUUGGCAAGACACGUCGGGAGCGACUUGCAGAGACUACGAAGUCAAAGCUUACUGCACCCCGUACGGCCGCUACGGGACAGGCUGGGCCCGGGACCGUUCCUACGACACCUUCCGCACAUUUGCCUGGAACGGGCUUUCAGCUGCGGGUGCUUGCUGUGCUUGUGGUGGCGGAUCAACUGCCAAGCCUUGCGCCGACUACACCACAAAGGAGAGCUGCCCUUUGCGAUGCCAAUGGCAGGUUCUGAGCGCUGCCAGCGGUGUCUGCGUCUACGCUGAGGUACUCUUACAGCAGAAGGGCAAGUCUUGCGAUCCAGACGUUCCAAGUCACAUGCAGGGCCGCGUGUAUGACAUCGCUGGCUGCCAGCACACCACUCAAGGGCAACAACCUCCAGUCAACUUGUACGUCUGCGAUUAUAGUGACAACUGUGGCAUUUGCCGCGAGGGAGCUAUCAAGCCCGACACAGCAGGUUGCUCACUGUACAAAUUCGAGCAGCAGACAUGUUCGACAGGCUUUGUGUGUCCGGACGACUACGAGCCGAAUCCCGAAAACGUCAACUCCACCACCUUGACCCGGAGUGAAUGCUGCCAGAAGGAGUGCCUGACAUUUCCUUCCAUCUUGUGCCCCGUUGGAAGAUGCCAGAUCGCGGGAAACAGUUGUCGAAAGCUUUCUGGGAACUAUGUGCAAACAUCUCCGGAUGAAGACUGCUCCCCGGACCGUCCUGUGCCAGAUGAAGAAAGCUGUCAGCUCGGUGCCCUCAGCUUGCGGUAUGGCUUUGGAGGAACUGCCAGUUUUGCACUGCAGCCGAACGGAUGCAUCGUGGUGGAUCGAACUUGCUACUUCAACACCAUGAAUCACUCCAGUCCUGUCUUCAACUCGAACACUUCAAGGGUGUGCCUGGCAACGCCACAAGUGCAGCCGACCCCCGGCUACACUGAGGUGUGUACUGACUGCCGCUGCGAAACCCGGAGGAUCAUCGCACCCGUCGAUGAAUCGGACGCAUGCCGACAGCUGUGCGAUGUAGACAUUGACUGCUUCUUCUUCAACUACGACUACCAAAAUCUUAGCUGCUGGGCUUGCCCAGAAGACUACGGCAACGAGGUGUUCCCAUACACAGGUUGGAUCUACGAAAAGAUUCCUUGUGGGCAGCUGCAAACAGAGGCGGACUGCCCCACGACCCGCUGCGUGUGGAACGGCUUUUCCUGCAGCGACAAGGCGGACUGCGGGGGUGGAAACCCCAACGAACCAUUAGCAAAGCUCCAGUCCAGAGCACAAAUGGAGGCUGCUGGUUGGCAAUUCGACACAGGGCCCAGUUGGGAGUACUUUGACUAUCUGGGAGAAGGUGGCUACAGAGCGUGGAACAAUAACCGAGCUCCGUUCUUCAUCAAGACGCAGCUGCAGGGCACCGGCACCAUGGUCUUGCUGGUCAGAAAUGAUUUUGAUCGAAUCGACAACGGCAAUCGAGUGACUGUUUACAAGAACGAUGCUGUCAUAGCAGUGCUUGGCCCCCUCCUGGAGGUGUUUGUUACCAUCAAUUAUGCUGACGGCGAUGAAGUGAAGAUCUACGAAGAAUUCUCGAUUCUGUGGGUGAAGUCCAUUGUCUUCGAUUGCCAG